This is a messenger RNA of Cryphonectria parasitica EP155, 3966 nucleotides long. RefSeq lists its product as uncharacterized. Gene Ontology annotation, cellular component: GID complex. The transcript is spliced from 4 exons. Lineage: Eukaryota; Fungi; Ascomycota; Sordariomycetes; Diaporthales; Cryphonectriaceae. The record is from RefSeq and is a predicted model, not a curated record. The coding region runs from base 508 to 3597 and encodes 1029 amino acids. Gene Ontology annotation, biological process: proteasome-mediated ubiquitin-dependent protein catabolic process.
CUUUUCUUGCCAAUCACCAAAGAAACCCCAUCCUCGUUUUGUCACCGUUGCGCCCUGCACGGGACUCACAGGCUCAACUUCCCUUCGUCUCAUAUGUCCAUCCUCCGGAGCUCGUGAACUUACCACUGCUGUCGUGGCUGUCUGUAUAGUUCGAGAGUAGAGCGCGCUUUUGAUCGAAACGAGGAGGCAGCACAGUGGUGACGACUAUUGACCCAGCUCCUUCAUACCUUCGGCGUCGUUCCAACCUCUUGACAAUCUCUCGACUAUUCGAUCCAUCCGCCCGCCGACGCUCUCUUCUCCAGCUACCACCCACCUUUGCUCUCGUGCCGUACAGCUAGUCGACGCCCUGCUGUCGCAUUGCAUUAUCUUUUGCCGCCGUGGUCAUCGAUCCAAAAUCCAACUCUAUGACAACAUAUUUUCAUCAUCCUCCCAAAUUCGAUUCGACUUCGUGCCCGUGCAAAGACCCGGUGUGCUGUAGAGUCCGGAUUCCUUAGGCCGCCGCCAGUCAUGUCGUACUCACCCAACGUGGCCCUGCCAACGGCACUGUUUUCACAAGACCAGUCGGAACAGUUAUCUGCUCUGCGAUCUCUCAAGAAUGACAUUGUCGGUCAUGCCCAGAAGAAGGAGAAAUGGAUUGAGGCUGGAAUUCUGGAGCCUCUUGUCAAGAUACUGAACACCAGCCGGGCUGCUGUCAGGCCGAGCCGUAGGGACAGUCGGGGCUAUACACAAUCCUCCCCACGAUCUCUGACAGGGGAUGAAGCCGUGCGGUGGCAGGCGCUCCAGAUUCUGGCUAGCUUUUCCAACGGUGGUUCCGCCUUCCUCGCUCCCAUGCAUGCCGCAGGUGCCCUCUCUGCUGUCCUUUCCAAUAUACCAACUUGGGACAACCCUCCGCAAGUUGUCAUCGCCGCCCUCAGAGCUACCAUCAACAUCGCCGAAGUCACAGUGCUAGGCCUGCCCGGCCUUGCUAAGGACCUCGCCGAUAUAGCAAAUGUCGUCUUUGUGGCACCGCUGCUCGAAGCCUUGAGGCUCAUCUUGACCACUCCGGUGACAAGUCAUGCGUGUCAGACGCAGAGAAACCUGGUGGCCAAGCUCAUCAGUCUUCUUUGCCGAGAAGAGAGUCAUCAGAGGGUCCUCGCAGAUGCUGGGCUCCUAGACGCCCUGGCCACGAAUCUCGCGUCCGUCGUUGUUGCCCGAGGAUUUGUGGUACCUGGUGCAGAGGCGAUCGCUAGGACAGAGGGCAUUUCCGACCUUUUCCCUGACCCAGCGGCUGCCGGUACUGAUGUGACAGCGAUAUUUGAGGCCUUGGCUGCGAUAAUAAAUGACUCUCGGUGGAGGGCGGCCGCGCUCAUCUACGCUCCUGCUAUACUCACCGUGUUCCCCAGCCUUGGCCCUCCCCGGCGCUCGAGAGCUAUCAAGGCUUGUGCCGACGCCCUCGGGAGAGCAGGGCUCAGCAGCGUGGCAGACAAGGACUUGGGUGUCAUGGACUGUUUCCUCCCGCUUGUGCCUGAGUAUCAGUCUAGGAACACUACGGCCAGUCACUUCCCGCCGCUCGGAUCUUCUCCCACCCAAGAUACUCAGUCCUCUGCACGAAUGCCGUCGUACAGGUGGAUCUCUUCGCCCAUGACUUGGCGGGCCGAGGACUAUGAUUUCCAAUCAGCAGAAACUGAAGUGGAGGAAGCUGAAAGCCCGUUGAUACCAUGGCUGAUUUAUACGGCUAGAUCUACGGAAGGCAUGGAGAGAAUCAUGGCAGCUUCUGUUGUUACUUCUCUUUUCAAAGCCGGGUUUACAAACAAGACGAGCAGGGCUUACAUGGGCCGCCUAAUUGUUCCAGUUCUGCUCCAGGCCCUCGAAGACAUGGGUCCGACCUCCAGCAACGCUGAAGCUGCCUUCACUGACGUCCAUGUUGCCGCGAAUCGCUCUAUCGUUGAGCGAAGCCUGGCCGUGUUGGCAAAGCUCGUGGUUGACAGCGACUUCCUUCAGAGUUGCGCAUUUGAUUGUUCUGCCGUCAAGAUUAUUAGCGCAUAUCUGAAGGGAGCCUAUGAGCCAUUAGAGAGACCAUCACGGUCGUGGAGUCCAACACCUUCGCACGAGAAGCCUGUGGAACGCGAGAUCGGCUUCCCCACGAGCCGACUUGGUUCUCAAUGCGAACCUUCUCUUCUGUCGCAUCGUAUCAGAAUGAGGGAAACUGCCCUGAAGGCUGUUGCUGCCCUAGCAGGGAAGGAUGAGUACGGCAAGGCUUUCGUGGACCAGGAAUUGGUCCCGUACAUUGUUGAGUCCCUUUCAGCCUGGCCCACCAAACCUGUCAAGGAUCAACCAAAAUCACCAAAAUUCGUUCUGGCCGGACAGACUGGUGCAGUGUUUGACCCGGCAUACGGUGUUAACCCUAUACCUGUCGUCGUGGCAGCUUGCCACGCCCUUCGGACGCUGUCCAGGUCUGUCAGCAUCCUUCGAACUACACUCCAAGAUAGUGGAGUGGCUACUCCGGCCUUUCGCCUCCUGCUUCACCCAGACAUCGAGGUUCAGAUUGCAGCGUCGGGCCUGAUGUGCAAUCUGGUCACAACGGUCUCCCCGAUGCGAGAUCGACUCGACACUCUUGGCGUCAUGAGGCGUCUUUGCCAUCACACACGCUCUCAGAACCCGGUCUUGCGGCUCAAUGCACUCUGGGCCCUAAAGCACUGGGUUGAUGGGGCCAGCCUCAGUCAAAAGAAAGAUUGCAUCGACGAGCUUACUCCAGGAUGGCUGAUCCGCCUCAUUCGCGAUGACACAGAGGAUAUGGCAUUAUAUAAACGAACAGCCAAGAACGAGAAGCAAGCUGCUGGUGGGAUGGACGAGGAUGUGGACAUGGGACAAGCUGGAGACGAGACUAGGGCGUCGGCAUCAGCGUUUCUUGAAGAUCCAUCACCACCAACACAUCCCGCAGGAAAUCAGCGACAAACGCGGCGAUUGCGACAAGCAGGCGAGCGAGUGGCGGGGCUCCGCGAGCUCGAGCUGAGCCCGGUGCGCAAGGUCAGACACGACGACCUGGCCAUACAGGAGCAAGGAUUGCAUUUCCUGAGGAACCUCAUGGGGCCAGUUCACUCGGCGGCCAACUCGGCUAAGGACCACGCAGAGAUGAUCGACCACCUGUUUAGCGUUCUGAACCAGGACCAGUUCUUCCAGAUUAUUCACUCGAAACUCCAGCUCAGGAUUUUGCACCCGUUCGAACGGCGGUACCCCGGAAGCCACCAGGAAUCGCGUGUCUUGUACCCACAACCACGUAUUGUUGCAGCUGUGGUGUAUAUACUCGUGCAUCUGGCUGCCAGCCUCCCGAGACACAGACAGAUCCUCAUCUCCCAGACUGACAUCCUGACGGACCUGGGCAAGCACUUCACCAGCAAAGACAAGGAGGUGCGCGUGGCGCUAUGUCACCUCAUCACCAAUCUGACUUGGCGGGAUGAUGUGGACGACGAGGAAAGUAGUGCCGCCAGAGCCGGGGAGAUUAUGAAGCUCGGGCUGCUGAAAAGACUGGAGAUCCUCGAGAGUGCCGACACAGAAUUGGACGUCAGAGAACGAGCCAAGGCAGCCAUCUGGCAAAUCAACAAGCCUAGGGAAUUUUAGUUGAACCGGACCAUGUUAAUUGUUUUCUGGCGUGAUGGCCUCCCACACCGAUUCUGGCUUUUCGACCUAGUCGCGCCGCAAGACGUUGUGGAUUGGCUCACCGCACAAGAUCCUAAGGUGAAAGACGACUAUGGAGCACUGGUGGCACGCUUCCACAUUGAAUUGUUGGGCCUCUGCGUCUGCCACAGGACUUUGGCUCUUCAAGGGCGGACCCGUUGGCCACUGGGCACUUAUUUGAAAUACAGGAGGGAGAUGAGUGAGCGAUCAGCACAGCCAGAACUAGAUUGUAUCAGAGCGAGUUUCUGAUCGGACGAGAUGUAGAGGGCUCUCGACGGUCGAACAUGAAUAUACUCAGCGUUAUGUAUCUCU